AUGACAGGCAAGGCGCCCGGUGACAUCGAAAUGGCAGGUCUCGACAUACGCGCCAUCGACCACCAGAAACCAAUUCUGCGUACGCCCAAUCGCACAACACGCGCUGCCAUUCGGCACUUCUUUUGCUACCCAGAGCCCCAUCUCAAGAUUCGCCCAACGGCCUGGCUCGAUGGACUUCGUGGAGCAGCGGCAUUUGAAGUACUCGUGUACCAUUACCACCUCAAAUUCCUUGGGCAAGACUAUAAUCCUGCCUAUGGAUCCCGUGUCGAUACACGGCAAUGGUGGCGGCUUCCUUUCAUCAGAAACAUUUUCCAUUCAGGCCAUUCUAUGGUCAAUGUCUUUUUCAUCAUCUCUGGUCUAGUCCUAACACAACGCUCCCUCAGCCUCAUCCGAACGAAACAACAUGCAAAACUCUAUCCAGCCAUUUCAUCUGCUAUGUUUAGGCGUGGUAUUCGGAUAUACUUACCUGCUGUGAUCGUCUCCUUCUUUGGUAUGCUCACCAUUGCUUUCGGAAUACGGCAUGAUCAGCAUAUUGAACAGCCGUCAUUCCUUGGGCAAGUCUGGCACUGGAUGAUCGCCUGUCGCGAUUUCGCCAACCCCUGGCAUGACUAUGACCAUGCCUAUGAUCUGGUUCACAAGUAUGAGCAUACCAUGUGGACCCUACCGCUCGAAUUUUAUGGCAGUUUGGUGUGUUGGGUCACAUUACUCACAGUGUCGCGCAUUGCCGAUACACGGAAACGGACAGCUGUUGUGCUCAUGCUGUGCUAUUUCAGCUUUGUCAAGGGCAACUGGUGGUCUCUCAACUUUCUCUGGGGAAUCUUACUCGCUGAUUUUCUACUCUACCAAGAAGCCGAAGCAGCAAGCCAACCCACAGGGCGUCUGAGACUGGCAAUCAAAGCUGUCUGGUUCGCACUGCUCAUUUGGUGCCUGUAUGUCUGUGGCCUGCCUGAUGCGCAUUACGCAGACUAUUCCCUGCCUGGAUUCGACUGGUAUUACCAUCACGUCCCACAAUCAUUCAGAUUCAUUGAAGAAGGAGGUCGUUUCUGGUGGAUGAUCUCUGGCAGCUUGCUGGUGGUUUGCAUCUCCCAGCUCCCACCCGUCAAGCUUUUGUUUGAAUGCAGACCAUUGCAGUAUCUCGGCAAGAUUUCCUUCAUGAUGUACCUCGUCCACACGUACGUCUUGGAACUCGUCGGCGUGCACUUCAAGGAUUUCGUUUCUAGUCUGGUAUCAACACCGCUGGAUGUUCCGUCGUUGGAUGGCAAAGGAACCAUCACCUUCAUGGUCCCGCAAGGCAGAGCUGCCAAUUACUUUGUCUAUUUUGCAUUUUGGUCAUUCAACCUUCCCCUUGUCUUUGCUGUUUCAGGUUGGGUCACGCGAUAUGUUGACGAUCCCUCCAUUCGCUUUGCAAAAUGGCUAGAAGGACAGUUCGUGGACGAUGCAUAG
Molecule: messenger RNA, 1443 nt
Organism: Protomyces lactucae-debilis
Lineage: Eukaryota; Fungi; Ascomycota; Taphrinomycetes; Taphrinales; Protomycetaceae
Product: acyltransferase family-domain-containing protein
Exons: 1
Coding region: 1-1443 (480 amino acids)
Biological process (GO): polysaccharide biosynthetic process
Cellular component (GO): membrane
Molecular function (GO): acyltransferase activity, transferring groups other than amino-acyl groups
Source: RefSeq, a predicted model, not a curated record